AUCAAUAAUAAAAAAUAAUCAUUAGUCACAGCUUUAAUUCACGUAAGUAGUUAAAAGGUGAAAGGGUUACUUCUUGUCCACACUCCUGUGUGAUGUAGACUGUAAAGUCCUCACAUCCUGCCCAGACAGCGGCAUCACUAAUCCAUCAUCACGUCACCAGAUUUCUCUCCUUCCAGAAUGGUCAAGAAUGAUCUGGGCCUUUCUCAUCCACAUGAUUCUGGGCCAUGGUGGUCAUCUUUGUCUCUCCAGCUCCUUCUUGCAGGGAUUACCCCACCAAUGGCAGGGGUAGGCAAGAGAUUAGCUCCUCAGAUUAAAGUGUCCACCUCCAAACCCUGCCUAAUCCUGCCAUCUGUCAGAGAGCAGCAAACCAGCUAAGACUGUCUCCACUAGGCUAAUUAGAAAGCCACAGACCUAGAGAGGAAAGAGAAAUCUCCAAAACACACACUUUUCUGUCUGGUACCGCUCAAGGCAGAGUGACAAUGGAGGAGACAUACCUUAUGAACCACCCAGGAGUGAGCAAGAAGAUUCUGGCUGGAGGCACAGGACCGAUGCCACACUUUCCACCUGGGACAAAGCUGGUUUUCCAUUUCCAGACACUGCUGGACAACUUUGAACGAACAGUCAUCGAUGACAGCAGACUGGCCGGCAGGCCAGCUGAGAUCUUUGUUGGGAAAAUGUUCAAGAUGGAGGUGUGGGAGACCCUUCUGAUGUCCAUGAGGACAGGAGAGGUGGCUGAGUUCUGGUGCGAUGCCACUCACACAGGAUUGUAUCCCAUCGUGUCCAAGGGAAUGAGGUUGAUCGCUCAAGGGAAAGACCCCCUAGAGGGCCAGAGACACAUGUGUGGCAUGGGAAACAUGUUCCACUAUCAUUCCACUGGUUUCCCAGAGCUGGAUGAGCUAAUGAGAACUCCUCAGCCACUUAUAUUUAUCAUGGAGUUGUUGCAGGUGGGAGACCCCAUGUCCUACCAGAGAGAGUCAUGGAUGAUGGAAAAGGAUGAGAAGCUGCAGACGGUGCCAAUUCUCCACAUGCAGGGCAAUGCGCUGGUCAAGCAGAGAAAAUUCAGAGAGGCUGCCAGCAAGUACAAAGAGGCUGUCCUGCUGCUGAAAACAGUCCAGUCUAGAGAGAUGCCGGGUGACAUAGACUACAUUAAUUUAGGGCGAAUGAUUCUCCCCCUGGAGCUGAACUACUGCCAGUGUAUGUUGGAGCUGGAGGAGUAUUAUGAAGUUAUAGAGCACACCACUGACCUGCUGGAGAAACACAAAGACUGUGUGAAGGGCUACUACAAGAGAGCCAAAGCCCACGCUGCCGUGUGGAAUGAAAAAGAAGCUCGGAGAGACUUCAACAUGGUGGCCCACCUGGACAUCACUCUGGCCUCCCUUGUCAGUCGGGAGAUAAAGGCCAUGUCAGAGCGCAUGAAGGAGAAAUAUUGGGAGGAGAAGGAGAAAUACUGGAACAUGCUAGAGAAAAAGGAGAAUAAAAACGAAGAGGUGGAAGACAAAGAAAAACAAGAAGACAGUAAAGACAAAGUGGAGGAAGAAAAUGGUAAAGAAGAAUCUCCAUCCAAAUCUGCUGAAGGCCACAAAGAGGAAGUCUUGCCUGAGGAAACGGGUAACAAAGAGGAAGUAGACUCUUCUGAGAUGAAUCCAAAGACUUCCAAAGAAGCAGAGGGGAAGGACUGGCAGCAGAUGCUACGACUGGUCAUGUUGCUGCAGAACGAAGGAAACUUCCUCAUUAAGGAAAAAAACUUUCAAGAUGCUUCUGUGAAGUUCAAGGAGGCUGUAGAAUAUGUGGACGUCCUUCGGAAUAUGGUCGAUCAACAAGCUGAUGACUGGGAGUCGCUGGAGAAAGUGUGCCUUCCGCUGACUCUCAAUCUGAGUCAGUGCAUGCUGGAGCUCAAACAAUACCAGCAAGUGGUGGAGCUCAACAACAAGCUGCUGAAGAAGCAUAAAGGUAACUUUAAGGCAGUCUACCACCGGGCACAAGCACACGCUGCUUUGUGCAACGAGGAUGAAGCUCGCAGGGACUUUGAUAUGGUGGAGAAAUUGGACCCAAAGUUUAAACCCUUUGUCCGACAGGAACUGAGAAAGCUGGGUGAGAGAAUGCGUGCCAUCCAUGCUCACCAGAAUAAAACUUACUGGGAUACAACACAAGAGAAAUGGGGGCCUGGUGGAAGCAAGGCAAAGGGUGCAGCAAGAAAGAAGAAAGUUUCACUGAAAGCCACUGAAGGAAAAACUGAAGCAGAUAAGAAGACCGACAACAGUAAGAUAGAAGACAAGGAGAGCUCAAAGAAACCUGCUUCUGCUGAGACAGAGGGAGUGGAUGACGCAGGAACAGAGAAAAAUACAGAUCAGAAAGUAGGGCAGUGUAUUAAAGAGCUGGAGAGUGGAAUGGCAAGUAGAGAGGGGUUAGAUAAUGAAAAUAGGGAGAGUGUCAUGGUUCAUGAGGAUGGACAGAGUGCACCAGAUAAUCAAGCAACAGACAACGAUAGCAAUCCUGCGGCCACCAGCACAGGCGAAGAUAAUGUAGAGAGCAAGAGAUCGACGAGCGAUAAGGGCAGAAAGGGCAAAUGCUGCACUGGGCCCCAAGUACAAUAAGCUACGAGAACAAAGCCACCAGUGAUAAAACAGGAAAUGGUGACAAUCAAUCAGAAUAGACCAGUGGGCUUUAAUUAUCUUGUACAGAGCCAAAGGACAACUGAGGUGAGAGAGACAAAUAGACCAGUAUGGAUGCAAAAAGUGUAACAGGAGGUAAGAGAAGUGAUGAACAGCCAAGCCUCAAGUCUCAACAGGAAAUAUUGAUUCUGCCACAUUCAAACAGAAAUGUAAACAGAAGAAGGAAAAAAUUAAUAUAAACAACCGCAUUUGGCACCUUUCUGAGAAAGUUUCACUACUCAGUUCUCAAAGGGAUAACCAGGCACAUAAAAAAGAACAGACAGACAGACGUUUGCCAAAUACAAAGUUUUUUUUUUUUAUUUCUGUACACAAAGAGUAGAAAGCAGCCAGUAACCCACUUGUUAUUACAGUAAAAAGCCUUUCUUCAGGAAACUUUUUUAUACAGAUUAAAAACUCCAGAGAAAAGACAACAAGAAGUGUUUGAGUGCUGGACAAUAACGUAAAACCAAACCCCAUUAAACAAACAUCUGAAAUGAUUAAUGAGGUAUAUUAAUGGUGAUUUUUAAAAAACAAACAAAAAAAAACCUCAGUUCACCAGUAAGGUAUGAGUGUAUAUAUACGUAUAUAUAUAUAUAUAUAUUUUUGUUAGUGUUAUCAAAAGAAUUGUGUGAUUCAUUGCCCUGUCAUGUGAGAGGUGACAUACAAGCACGUGUGUGUCCUUGUUACAAGCUUAGAUGUAUGAUAGGGUGUGACGCAAAGGCAGGAGAGUAAUGAAUGGAGCCAUUGGCUUGUUGGCUGGCUACAUGCAGUAACAGAAGUCUGGAGAGCGAUAGCAGCGUCCUCUUUGGGGAGGGGGAUGGGGGGUGGGCACUCUUGCCUCUGUUGAGAGUCUUUUUCUUUAAUCACAGAGCUUUAGUCACAGCCACAGAGAGCAGGAUUAUAGUGUGCAUGGGGAAUACAGAGAGCAACUACCAGUAUAGAAAUUUGUACAUGUAUCAGAGAGAUGAUCAGUCAAAGAGAGACGGGUGUCGCUGCGUGACUCCUGCAAGCAAUUUAAGACGCAAGGGUCAAACAGCAGCAGCAGAGUGAAACACAGGGACAAACUGUGUGUACGGUAACAUAACUUUACCCACCUAGUGUAUUUACUUCAGUCUGCCUCCCCCAUAUUGUCUUAAAAUACACACAACAAAUGUUGACAUGCAGCCCUGUGGGGAAAGCCUCCCUCGUCUCUUCUUCUUCUUCUUCUUCACAUGCUGUCACUCUUACAUCAUUAUGUGUAAACAUACAAAAGUAUGGAGAUAAGAGUGUGAGGCCGCCGGGUGAUCAUCAAUGUGUAAUGAGAUGUGUGAAUACCAAUAAAAUGUCUAUGAAUAAACAUUGCUUGUCAUGGCUUCUUCUUUUUCUCAUCCACAAGCUGAGCUUCUUUGUUCUGACGGGUGAGAGCUUUACCAAAACAAAUUCUGAAGCGAUGCUGGUGUGUUCACGGAUUUAACAGAUGAUAAUGAUUAUCUUCAGCAGCUACACGCUGGCAGGAUUCAUUGGAGGUGGAAGUGAAGAAGAGGAGAGUGGCUCUCUCCCUUUGCUUCCCUUAAGGCUAUUAGCAUUUGUAUGAUGAACGGCACAUCACCUUUCCCAACUCACAAACCUGUGGUGCUGCGUCCUUAGGGACAGUUCCCUAGCAACAGUACAAAAACUAACAGGCAAUGAGCGCUGAGGAGGACAGUGUCAAAAUGUGAGCGCAGUGUGCCCUGCAGGGGUAGCCCAUAAUGAAUGCAGCACAUGGGUUUCAAACUCAUGUAUGUGAGGUCAGAGUGUCAUUUUUAAGAUUAAGAUGAAUUCCUAACUGUGUAUAUCGCUGUCUUUUCUGUGAGAACGAGGCGGUGUGAUUGCUGAGAAACACACAGAGCCACAGCUUACUUGUUUCAGGCAAUCUCUCAUCUUGCUUCUGGAGAUUUUGCUAUGGCAGGCACAUCAAAGUGGAUCUCUCCCACCAGCCCUCCAGCAAUAAAUGGAUUGUUUUUUUUUUCACCUUUCCUCUCUUGUCUCAGAUCUUUAGGCCCCUCCAAGCAUCCCAUAGUAUCAUGAGUUCACCCAUGAAAGCAAUAUUUAGCUUGUUUCAAUGAAUGGAUGCUCACACGCUCUGAUCCACACUUUUUUUCCACUCUAUUUUUUCUGUUACUCCAAAUUAACCACAGGACUGUCCAGCGACUGACAGCCGCGAACCCACGCCUGAUGCAACCUCCUUCCCUGAAUGUUAAACAUAAUGAAAAAAAAAAAAAACAAGUCCAGAGAGACUAACGUAUUUUAUAUGGAUUCUUUUUGGUUUUAAGGCAUUAAUCGACUGUGCUAUGUUUAGAACAAUAUGACCCUGAUAGGAUGAGGGCAAAGCCAUUUCAAUUGCACGUCUUUUUGUAAAUCUAAAA
This is a messenger RNA of Larimichthys crocea (large yellow croaker), 5035 nucleotides long. Its product is annotated as aryl-hydrocarbon-interacting protein-like 1. The transcript is spliced from 8 exons. The record is from RefSeq and is a predicted model, not a curated record. NCBI's taxonomy places the organism in Eukaryota, Metazoa, Chordata, Actinopteri, Sciaenidae. Gene Ontology annotation, molecular function: peptidyl-prolyl cis-trans isomerase activity; protein binding. The coding region runs from base 480 to 2594 and encodes 704 amino acids.